Molecule: messenger RNA, 3709 nt
Organism: Amoebophrya sp. A120
Lineage: Eukaryota; Dinophyceae; Syndiniales; Amoebophryaceae
Source: the annotation of a GenBank genome assembly
CGGCAAGACCGCCCUGAUCAUCUUCCUGCAGGGGAUCUGAGCUCUGCAUCUGCUCUAUCAACACUGUCGACAUCUUCAACGUCCUCGACGAGUCGGAUUCCACCCUUUCAGGGCCGCGGGGCGGGGCAAUUGUGCAGUCUCCUGUCAACGGUUGAGGAGCACGAAGUGUUGCUGACCGAAAAUCCGCGCACGGCGCCUCGAGACCUGCUGGAGCGAGAUUUGCAGUUCCUUGGACUGCUCUACUUCCGGAACGCGGUGAAGCGCUGCACUGCCAGCGCCAUCAGCGAAUUGCGACGUGGAGGCGUGCGCAGUGUGAUGAUCACGGGCGACAAUGUCUGGAAUGCCAUGCACAUCGCCAAAAAAACGGGAAUAGUCGUGCCAGUGCCAACUUCCGCGUCAGGCUGCGUGGACCAGCAGCCGGCGGCCAGCGCACAAGCUGCAGGAGGAGCACAAGGGGAACUACUACACGGAGGCACCACCCGACUUGCUUGCGACGUCAUUCUUGGCGAUAUCGUUAACGCGCCCGUGUUGACUAAGGGAAGUACCACUACUAGCGGUGCUGCCACUUCAGAAUCACAACAAAACGCGAACUCGGGGCCCAAGCUUGUUUGGACGCGAGAAGUGUCGCAUCGCAAACUGGUGUCACCGACCUCGUGCUGUUCCUCCGCGACGGAAGACUUCGACGACGACGCUAGGAAACCGCUGCUGCAGCACGGAGACCACUCGGAGGCCACAGGGCCGCAAGAAGCCGAUGAGUACACGAGCCGUGUGCUGUCCAAAUCUGACGUACUAGACUUGGUGCACAUGGAAGAAGAUGAAAAACACGGCCGGGCUGAGUCGUGGUCAAAGAGAAGAACCGCACGAAAUUUUAACGGCCGAGCGCAAAAACCGCAGUCAAAUUCGUGUGAUGCCAGUCCGGUGUUCGCGCUUUCUCAAGCGGCAUUCACCCAUUUGGCUGAGACCGACCCGGGUUUUCUAGACGAAAUUUUUCCGAAAGUUCUCAUCUUCGGAAGCAUGAGCCCCAGCGGAAAGGUGGACGUCAUCAGAAAUUGGAAAAAACGCGGCGUGGUGGUAGGCAUGUGCGGCGACGGCGGAAACGACUGCGCAGCACUGAAGAUGGCGCACGUCGGCGUGGCGCUCGUCCCCGCCGACGGCCGGACCACAGAAGUUUCCAUCGUCGCACCCUUUUCGGCCAGCGCGAGAUCAUCUUCUGAUAAGGCAUCUUCCCACGACGACGUGCACAGCAAAUCGGACGCUGGUGAUCCUGUCCGAGCCAGCAGCAACAAAAUUUUUGCCGACGUGUCGAUCCAUGCGGUGGUGGAGCUGCUGAAGGAGGGUCGCUGUGCGCUCGAGAACUGCGUGGCGUGUUACAAGUUUUUCCUGUACUACGGCAUCCUAUCCGCGAUCUCGAAGAUGCUGCUGAAGCCCCAGCUGAGCUACUACAGCGAGCUGCACUUCUUCUUCCAGGACGCGAUUUUCUUGGUGCUGGUCACCUACGCCUUGGCGUCCAACCAGCCGCACAAGUUCCUCAGUGCCUGCACGCCCUGCGGCAACGUGCUGCAAUGGCCGAUCCUGCUGGACAUUUCCCUGCCCGUCGUGUUCCAGACCGCCGCCUUGCUGGCGUCGUACGCAGUGCUGGAGGCCCAGUCCUGGUUCCGGGCCGCCGACUGGUACCGGAUGCACACGGACGUGGCGUCCUGGGCGGACCAGCAGGGCACCUUCGUCAGCGGGCUGACGGGGUGGUGGGCCAUCUUCGGGGGCCUCAGCAUGGCCGUCACCUACAGUCUGGGUUCCAAGCACCGCCGCACCUGCUUCCGCAACUACGCGCUCGCGGGCCUGCUCCUCUUCACGCUCCCGCUCUACUUGUUUCUGCUGUUCGGGUAUGCAAUACAAAUUUCCCGUACAUGUACAACAUGCAUCACAAAUUUCAGUGAUUUGGAGCGUAAAACUUGUCAUGCUAAACUAGGAUUGAAGCCAAGUUUUGUCAUGCAGCGACCGCAUUUGUACGUGUACGGGAAAUUUACUGUGGAUAUCGGGACGGACACGGGACUGCACUGCGCCUGGCGGAUGAACUGCGACAACGCGAACAGUCACGUCACGGACUUGUACCCCUUCACGCUGCUGCUCAGCAGCCGGGACCAGAAAAACAGCGCGUUCUGGUUCGCGAACGCGCUGUCGAACCAACAAAACUCGUACCUGCUGCUGGACGCCGGAAGACGCUGGUCGUCGUCCUCCGCGGGUACGGGCAGUCCCGCGUCCUAUCCCUUCGAAAAUCAAGGGGGAAUCGCUGCGGUGGGGCAGGAGUGCCAAGCGGCGCGCCAGGCGCUGCAGCAGGAGCACGGGCUGGACGUAACGCUGCGCAUCGCCGCUCCGGGACUCGUUUCGCAAUGUAUAGUCCUGAAUAAAUACUUGUGUUUCACAGAAAUGGUUUAUUUUUUCUGCCUGCUGCGGUCUUUCGUUAUCAGAGUGAAAAUGAAAUGAAAACGAACCGAAAUAAAAUCAAAACCACAAUUCAGGUGUCUUGGAAGUGCAGCUGCAGCCGACCCCGACCAGCAUAUCCUCUGACAACGAGGCGGUCGCAGAGCACCACGCGAAAGUCUGCCAGGACUUGUGCGUGAAUACCUGGUCAAGUGGAGACGAUGCGCAAGGCAGAAACCGCCCCACGGCGGAAAGUAGGUUUUUCUGUUGGUGGGCCGCAACCGCAGCACGAAGGGCGCGCAAUUCAUCAACUGCAGGCCCUGCAGCACCCGCGCCCGAGACCAGGGUUUGCUACCUCGCUCCGCAACUCGACGCAUACGGGUUUCGAUCGGUGGGUCCGGCGUAUCGGCUCAUCGCGGAGGAGGUUUCUGCAGAAAAUGAGAAGCAAGUGCGCCUGCCCUUCUUAGCCUCGAGACCACCAUUAAGCGCGAGCGGUGGCUCCGGUGCGGACGACGCAGAGGAGGUUUUUCAAUAUGAAGAUCAGCUUUCCGCCACAAUGAAAGCAUCUACUGAGGUCGAAAAAGUUCCGCUGACCACCCUGCAGUACCGCAACGCGCACAACCUGUUCGGCCUGGAGGAAACACUCGACUUCGGCUACCGUGGUCGCCAGGAAAAAGGAAGCCGAAAGCAGCGCCGUCUGGAUAAAAGCUUUGCUUGGGUGUUUCUUGCCAUUUGCACAGCUGCGUUCGGUCUCGGGGCGCUCUGUUCUUGGGCGAUCCGCGGUGAAGUUUUCUCUACCCUCAAGUAGGCGCCCCGAAAGACGGAGCUUCAGGCUACGAUGGGCGACGGGCGACGUCGACUUCGUGCUCGCUGUGCGUCGGAUGUCCUUUCAUUCCAUUGUCAUGUCAGGCUGUCCUCACUAAAAAAUAUCUCGGUACAUCCAGUUCCAACGACUGCAAUUUUCGAUAACACGAAUCUGAGCCGAAGAAUUAUUUGCGACUUUGAGCGAAUAGCGUUUUUAUUUCAGGGGUAACUACGUCGACACGGAACUCAGUAGUCGGCAAAGACCCUGCUGCAGUUCCGGCCGACCGACGCUAUCUCGUGACGACUUUACGUUUACGACCCAAACUCAAUGCGUACUGAUUUCCCCUUGGGAUGUUUGCAAUUACACCCAAAAUUAUCGAAUUUCUGACCGUGAGCGACAUCAGGAUUAAAGCAAAACCAAAACAUAACCAAAAUUACACUUGACAAAGGCGCAUUAUCGUCCACCACAAUUAUGGAAGAAGCGAAU